Molecule: messenger RNA, 4741 nt
Organism: Mercenaria mercenaria
Lineage: Eukaryota; Metazoa; Mollusca; Bivalvia; Venerida; Veneridae
Exons: 2
Coding region: 382-2784 (800 amino acids)
Source: RefSeq, a predicted model, not a curated record
AGAUCUAACGUAUAAAUAGUCAGUUUAACGUCAUGCUAAGCCUCCAACAUAGGUUAAAUAAAUAAGAUAAAUUUUCAUUGAUAAAAAAAUAUUGAAAUGUGUCUUUGUGAAAAAGCAUUUUAUUCCUGAAAAUUGUAUGCGUAGUCAAGUGCAUUGAGAUUUUACUAGAAAAUGAAUCAACUUAGCAUGAGUAAUUAGAUGGACGUAUGGAAUGUAUAUCAUUAAUAUUCUAUAUAAAACAUAUCGACUGUUUAAGUCUGUUCACCUUUUCAUUAAUUUUUGCAUUCGCGACAAUUCUAAAAAAACGUUUGUUAAAAAAUUGCAGGCAGAUGCUGGAGUUGAAUUAGACUGAUGUAGCGGGAGCAUCAUAUUCAAAACAUAAUGACUGAUUCUAAGCCUAACGACGAACACCGUGGUUUCACAACACGUGCUAGAGAAAUUGACUCGAAAAUAGAUCCAGACUUUGUUACAUUGUUAAGAGAUAUUGAAACAUGGAAUAUACUAUGUAGUUGCGAUAUAUUUGGAAAUGAAGAACUUAUUCCUGUCGGAAGCUGCGUAGAUGGUUCAAAAGUUACUGUACCCGGCGACUGUGGUGAUAUGGACGUUUUGAUGCUUUCCAACAAGAAUAUUUUGAAAGAACAUUUAUUUGAUUACGACAAAGCGUUCCCAGCAUUUCUGCGUAUUAGAGUUAAAAAUGAACACCAGAAGUACUUCCAAACCGUGAAAGAUCCGAUCGAGGGAGUGUACCUUCCAGCAGCUGUUCUUAAAGAGCAUCAUACAAAGUCGUCAUUCUUAUCAAAAAUGUUGCUUAAUUACAAUAUACAACAUGACCUGUCCGAAGAUGGAAAGUUCUUGAAAGUAAUAAGAAUAACAUCAGUUGGAAAAGAACAGAUGCGGUUAUAUCCAGAUGAUCAAAACGCUUUUGAGUUCAGUGAUAAACCAGAUAUGAUAGAACGUAAUUUGACAAUAAUGGAAAAGGUUGGCAAAUGCACAUUCGGUAAAGUUAUAACUCUGGCAAAACAAUCUAAAAGAACACAUGCUGUAGAUGAAACAUCCACGUUUGCGACUAACAACAGAUCACUGUUAGCUGAACACGACAACACCUCACUGUUAGAGAUGUUUAAUGAAAUUCUUGACAUGUGCGGACGCAAAAACACUGAUAGUGAUAAAACAAGAAAUAUUCAAGAUACGAAUAAAGACAGUCAGACAGAUGCUGCUGAAGAUGGAAAAAGUAAUGCGAUGCAAGGUACAAUAUACCUCGACAAAAAAGACAACAAAACGCCACAAGAUAUGUUUUCAACUGAUUUAUUGCGUGGUAAUGCACAUAACAGAAAAUUAUCAACAGAUCGUCCAGCGGCAAGAACAAAACGAAUAAAUAAUAAGCAUAAAAACAAAAACGCCACGAGUUCAGACCCUGAAGUAGUAAAAGAAAGUCAUUCAGUAGGUGCAUGCAUUAAAACGUCUGGAACAGCAAAACGCGAAACGUCUUUUUCAAAAUUAAAAUCGAUAGAUUUCGUACCUGCCUUUAAAAUUGAAGGAUGGCCACGGGUAGCAGAUGAAUGGGUGACUCGUUCGAGAAAAUGGCCAUCGAAAGAAAUUCUGAAAAAGAUUAUUGGCUCAGGAUGUCAGGUCGUAGCAAAACGACCUUUGGCCUUGUAUAGCAAACCGGUAAUCGAAGAGAGAGACCCGUAUUUCAGACUGUCUUUUGCUCUAUCUGAAGUAAUACUCGCACAAAACAUGAAAGAGCAACAACUAUUGUGCUGGCGUGUAUUAAAAGCUUACCAGAAAUGUUUCCUUGAGACUGAACCAAAAUGUCUUAAAUCAUAUCAUUGGAAAAACGUUUUGUUUUGGGUAAAUGAAGAUUUAGACGAAUCAUUCUGGACAGAUGAAAAUGUACUGGUUGCGGUGUAUAAAUGCUUAGACUUCAUGAAAGAAUGUCUUCAAAAGCGAAACCUGCCAUUUUAUUUUGUCAGAAGAAUGAAUCUUCUCAAUGGCUGUGAUGAAACGAUAUUUGAUAUCUUGAGAGAACAAGUCGAUUUGAUCCGCAGAGAGCCAUUGGCAUAUUUAAAAAGAUUCAUAUCAGAACCUCCAAAAGCUGAAACACAUUUUAUGGAUAUUGAAAAGAUUGAGGGCAUACUAAGUGAAGAGACAAAAGCAAAUAAUAUCGACAGACGUUCAGAGGACAUCGCGAAUUGCUUUUUGCUUAAAUUUAUGUAUGAAUCCGACAAAUCUGGAUUUCAGUUUCCUAAAGCCAUUUUAGAGUUGCUUAAAAAACGGCGGUCUGAAGAAGAUGAAAGGUUAUCAUGUGACCCUAAAGACGUUCAGAAUUCAAACAGUUCGCAAGAGAAAUUGCUUCUAGAUACAUCUGAAAAUAUAAUGGAAUCAAUGAAAAACUACAGCAAAGAAGGAUUUUUUGAAACAAUGGACUUAUUUCUAACAGUAAUGGAUAAUGUGCUUAACAACGAAGAUGGUACAGAUUCCGAUAGAGUUAUAUCGCAAAGCUUUGCAAAUGUGUUAAGUACUGUAUCAUCAGUUGUGAAGAGACCGCAAGACUACGGACUCUCGAAAAACGUAAGCAAUGUUUGUUCCAGUUUCCACCAACAUGACGGAAAAGAGCUAAAUGGAAUAUCUUUUAACUUAAUUGCCAACGGUGCAUUUGCAAAAUUAAUGGAUGGAAUAGAGAAGAGUACCAAAAAUGAAAACAAAACUUUUAAUCUAUUUGAUGAGAUAAGGAAAAUCCUACAGGAAACUGUACAGAACAUUGGAGCAAUAACAGGAAGGUAAACCAAGGUAGAAAAGAAAGCCGAAAUGGAUAUAGAUCUUGAUUAAAGUAUUGAUUAUUACUGUUAAAUCCUGUAUAUUGAAUGGGGGCAAUUUUGUUCGCAUUUAGUGGUAGCAUCAAUCCACGAAAAACAAUCUCAAUGAAAAUCAAAGCCUGAAAUGCCUGAUGGUUUCGGGUUUUUGGUAGAUUUAUUUUCUGUUUAAAUACCAGUCUAUGAAUAUACAUGAAUGAAAAACAAAUACAAAUUUAAUGUGCCUCAUAUCGAACAUGAACUCUGCCUGACCUAGCUUGUGAUGUAACCAUGUGCUGGAAUACCUUAUCAGUGAUGGAUCUAAUACAAUCUAAAUGGUCAGUGUGAGUGGAUACAGGUUGAAUAAGAACUACUUGUUCAUUGAUAAUUCAUCCGCAUUGUUCAUGAAUGGGACUAUUUUGUGUAGCACAUGAACAUCAUUUGGAUGUAAUUCGGAAUAAAAUAAAGAUGCUAUAUGGCUGAUAGAAAUACACUUGUAACUUUGGUAGCGGGAUAAAUCCACAACCAAAACUUAAGCCUCAUUUAGUUUUCUUCAAAAGUAAAAUCAACGGAUAACAUAAAGCUCUCCAUUAAUCUUCUGCAAACCUUAUUGCCACUAAAGGAGAAGAAGUAUAUAAAAACAUCGGGCAAUAGUUUUGAAAAUGGAUCGGCAAGUCGAACAAUAAGUGUAUACUCUUGGGAAUAAGUACUUUAAACUAAACUAAAGCCAUAAAGUUAUAUUUCAACCAAGUAACCGUUUUGGUCAAAGCCAGGCACUUGCAUGACCAAGAUAUUAAAUCAUUUCAUAGUAUUGAUUGAUAUUUUAGGAGACAAACAGCAUAGAUAGGACUCAUGCUUAGACUUGCAUGACCAGUUUCAACGAUCAAAAACUAAAGGUGAAUCAAUCAUUCAAUAACAGCAUGCAGCAACAUUGACAUAUUCAUUAUUCAACAAUAUCAUUAAUUAGUAGUUUUUAACAAAACAUGGUAAAUGUGAUUUCUAAUUGUUUCAAAAGGACACGAGUCCAGCAAUGAAUGUUAUUGUAAGGAGGAGAGAUGUUUUGUUUUCUAGCUUCUUAAAGCUAUAGGAUGUAAGUCUCAGACUAGAAGUUUGUUGUCGGCAGUUUGAGACUUUAACUUCAAGCUAGAGAUAAUGAGUUUUCCUAAUUGCCUCAAGUUAAAGUUUAUAAAAAAAGUUAACAGACCCCGAAUGCAAGCUUGAUGCAGGCAGUUUAGAUACUGUUUUUGUUUUUUGGCUGCUCCAAAUUAAGGGUUUUAAAGUGAUAGGGGCAUCAGCAUGCCAGUCUGAGACAAGUCUUCAAUCUAAUAAAGCUUUGGUAUAAUCAUUAUAAUGUGUUUCCUUUGGCAAACUGAGUGUAGAGAUGAACGUUAAUAUUUGACGUUACCACCGGUCAAAUUCUGUUAAGGGAGUCUUAAGACAUUUUUCGCAAUGCAGCUCUAUAUCUUAUGUUUUUACAAGGAAGUAAAAGAGGUCAGCUUUAAUUCUAAUAUUGUUUAUUUCUCUAAGUUAGAUAUGGGGAUACACCCAUAUAGCUUUAAAUCUUGUUAAUGUAAAUCAAGAAGGUAAAGAGCUGACUUUAAUUUUUGACUUUCUCUACAUUACACAGCGAUAUACCCUAUGCAACUUUGCAAUGGAUAUAUAUUUAUGCAUUUAUACGCUUUAAUGGUGUAUGUAGUGAUAUUGAUGCUUGCAAUAAUAUUAUUCAAUAUAUUGCGCAUAAACUUCUUCAAUAAGGUAAUCGUUAUCAUAAUCUGCGUACUGUAAGAAGAUGUAUUCUUUCAAAGGCUUAUUAACCAUGCUUAUUUUAUUUUACUUUUCGGCUUUAUUUUCAAUUAUAGUUUUCUUGACAAUGUUUUACUGUGUGUGUACAUGAAUGUAUAGAAAUAAAUAUUGUUAAAUUAAAUCAACUAGUUUAUUAAAGUUUGCCU